Molecule: messenger RNA, 3952 nt
Organism: Astyanax mexicanus (Mexican tetra)
Lineage: Eukaryota; Metazoa; Chordata; Actinopteri; Characiformes; Acestrorhamphidae
Gene: ldlrad2
Product: low density lipoprotein receptor class A domain containing 2
Exons: 5
Coding region: 379-1539 (386 amino acids)
Molecular function (GO): protein binding
Source: RefSeq, a predicted model, not a curated record
UGUGAAUACUUUUCACAUCCUUCAAUUGUGACACAUAUGCACAUGGGCUUUAUUGGGAUAAUAUGUAUUAUUAGUGGUUAAAAAAAGAGGUAGGCCUAUGUUGUUUGAAAUUAUUAACCAGGAUCUCACACACACACACACACACACACACACACUUAAACAAGAGGAUGGAGGAUGGUGGCAAUGAAUGGAGUCAUCCAGGGUCUCUGCUGCCCCUCCUCUGAAGACCUCACCCCUCCACUUUUGGCUCAGUUCUCCCGUAUAAACUGAAAUGCGGUCAGUUUUAGAGGUUUAGCAUGGAGCAGUGUGUUCUCAGGAGGAGCUGAAGGAGAGCGUGGACCCUGUUCUGGAGUCUUAGCUGAACUUCAGAGGAGCGGGAUGAGCAGGGAGCCGGAGCGGCCGCGGGUUCAUCUCCUGCCCGGCUGGUUGCUUAUUUUCAGCCUAAUGGCACUGAGGGCUCACGCCAUCGAGACAGUGAAUGUGGCCGAUUUCUGCGGCCAGACGGUUCAGGCGGACGGCAUGGUCGUCAGAUCCCACCAAGAGUCACGGAAGUAUUACUUCGUCACCAAAGGCACCGACUGCCACCUCACCAUGCUGUCAGCCACGCCCCGGGACAAGGUGCAGUUCCACUUCCGCUUCUUCCUCGUCUACAGCCUGCUGAGGGUGUCCCCCUUCAGCCCCGUGCCUCUUUCGCCCGAGUCCGCCAAGGGGCCACCGUUUUUAGGCCCGACCCGGGCUGAAACUCGAAUGGAGCCCACUCCUGGAGAGGGUGCUGCUGCAGAGGCAGACCCCUGCCACGCUGGCUCCUAUAUCCAGUUCUACGAUGGACGGGAUAAAACGGCACCCCCUAUUGGCCCACCGCUGUGUGGCAAGAGCCCGCCUCGUCCGGUCCUGUCGACUGGGCCCUAUCUGACCCUGCGAUUGGUGACCAGAGGGACCCAGCCCCGGGUGGACUUCGUGGGAGACUUCACAUCAUUCAGACUGGGGUUUAAUCAGUCUGAAUGCAGUGGGGAGCCCUACUUCAACUGCCGUAAUGGAAAGUGCAUACCCAUGAGUCUGGUUUGUGACGACGACAAAGGACUCGACAACUGCGGUGACGGAACAGACCUGCAAGACUACCCAGGAUGCCUCAGUUUGUUGUCUACAGCAGCUGCCCGUCAACCCAUAGUGACUCCUUCUCCAACCGUGCUGAACCUGCCUACCCUCAGGGCAACACCUCUGGAGAAGUGUAGUGGGCCUAAUGCCAUCCCCGACUUGGACUCUAUUACAGACUCGCAGACGUACGUCUCUCUGCUGGCCCUGUACGUGGUUCUGGGCGUGACGGCCGGCUCUGUGGUGCUAUGCUGGUGUUGCUGGUCCCCCGGCUGGUUCCUGUGGCGGGUGAGUGUGUGUCGUUUCCUGCCCUGCUGUAACUCCUGCUGUGCCUCCUGUCAGCUGUGCGGCCGGAGCUGCUCCCCAAACAAAGAGCAUCGUCUGGCUAAGGUCACGCCCCAGGCUGCCCCCUCACCCGUGGCCUCGCCGACCACCGUGGCCGUGUAGACUCACAGAGGCUCCACAAAGGACCAGAGACUUGGCGGGAAACAGGCGGCACUCCAGGAUGGACGCUCAAUAAAGGAAAGCUUUUGUUUGACGAAGGAGGUCGUUGAAUUGGUAGAGUGUGUGUGAUGAUUAGGGCUUGACCGAUGUGAACAUUUUGUCACCAAUGUCUGAUUUAAAGAGCGCAGAAUUCUCAAGACUGAUAAUGAACAGUGACGUUCAUUAGCAAACAUUUUAGUAAAACAGUGCUUUAGUCACAGUUGACAAAUAAACAGCUGUUUGGUUAUUGUUUCCCUUGCAUUUGGGCAUGCAUUUGAAUGAUAUGAACAUUUUGUGUUUGAUAGUGAUGCAGAUAUUUAUUUUCUUAUGUUACAUAAGGUCACUUCAUUCACAAGGUUUUUAUUUAUGUUGCCAACAUAUUCAAAGCAAAAAAUGCUCCUGUAUAGUAUUGAAAACAUGGAGAACAUUGGAGAAACAAUGAUAUUAUUCUGUACAGAAACACUUGACAAAAAAACCCUGAAUAACCUUUUUUCUCAGUGUAGGGGCCACCUAAUUUACUGGCUGUCUAAGGAUUCACCCUAUCGUGGAUCAAAUAAUCACAAAUUGAACUGGUUUGUGCUGGUUUGAGACUUCCAAUCCCAUUUCUAAUUUUCACCCCUACCCAGAUACAGAUAUAAAGCAAUGGGGCGCUAAGUUCAGCAACCUAGCUGCUGGAUAGCUAGUUAACUAUAGGGAAACGUAUGUCUUUAGAAGGGGCAGGUGGUGAAUCAAUUAAUUAGUAUUAUCUACUGCAUACUUCCUAUGUGGUGGGGAGCUAAUAUGAACUUUUAUUAGCUUUUAUUUUAUUUUAUUUUUCCGUUCCACCUUAAAUGCUGCAGCCUCUGCCGCCUGUUGCACCAUUUAAGGUGAAACGGUAAAGUUAGUUAGCAAUGUUUUUUAUAUUACAAUAGAGAUUAUCGCACAUUUUAACAAAGAAAAUACUCAAAUUUGUUGUUUUUUUGGUCGCUUAUGCCUCCAUCUUGCCAGUGAUUCUUAGGACCAAAUGGUAGAGCAAAAGGGUAAAAUGGGCUUAGGCGCUGAAGCCAUGACCCAGGGACCAUGUGUUCAACUUCUUGGUUAUGCUGCUUUGCCAACAGCAGCCGGAGCCUGAGAGAGCACAGUUGGCCAUGCUGUCUCUGGGUGGCUAGAUGGUGCGCUGUUGUAUCAGAGCUGUGAUCUGGCAUUUUGCACUGGUUUCCUCAUAAUGCUGCAUUAGUGGCUGUUCAAAAAGUGGUUGUGGCUGACCUUACAUGUAUCGGAGGAGGCAUGCGUGAAUGUAAGACAAGACCCAUCAAUCAACAGCAACUGUUGAAUCGUUACUACAGGGUGUUUCGAACAUCCUGGUUCUAAUUUAGCAAAACAUCAAAUAAAAAACAACACUGCAGCGUGGUCUUGGUAAACAUUUAUCCCUGUUGUGUAAACGGGGCCAAUAAUAUUCCCUUCACCUUUAUUGGUUUUAAAGUUAUGGAUGAUAUAAUUUGAUUGGUGGAGAUAACAUUCCUGGGGGUGUUUUUCUCAGAUUUCCCAGAACUGUGUAGAAGCCCUUUCCCACUCCCAGAAAGAGCAGAAUGGUCACUGCUGGCUACAGAAACAAAUGGCCCGAGGAACUAAAUCCAUUCACAUUCCCUCUCGCUUCUUUUUCCGAAAAAAAUAUUUGUUCACAAACACUUUCAUUAUUCCUCGAGCCAAUGUUUGAAGAUGCUUACAUACGCCGAUUAGUCUGGGUGUCAACCGGUGCAUUUCUUCGACGUGAUCUGAGGCAUUUUUCUCCCAGCUGUUGCUCAGAUACUAAGCUGUGCAGUGAAGUGUGUACCCACUCUGAGAGGGAUCUGCAGGGAACGUCCCUGAGAUACACCAGGAAGUCACUAAGCCAGCAGCAGGAUGCUGCUUAGCAUUAGUUUGGUUUGGUACAUCAGUACUUGGAGAUGCAAUGAAAGGAUUUUUUUUGCCCAAACUAAACAAAAUUAAACAUUAAACAACAAGGAUCAUGGAGAGUGUAGGUGAUUUUACUACAUGUGACCAUGCAGCAUUAUUAUGAGAAGAUGAUCUAGGCAAAAAAAGUCAACUAUUUUAGGAAGGUGACGAUAUUUAUGAAACACUCAACAUUUUUAAACAUCCCAGCCGACAAACCAAUGAACUACUAUACAUUUACCUCAGCAGUGCUAUUCUAAUCAUUAAUUUUUUUCAGCAGAGCUAUUCUAAUCAUGAAUUUAUUUCAGCAGUGCUAUUCCUAUCAUGAAUUUAUUUCAGCAGAGCUAUUCUGAUCAUUAAUUGAUUUCAGCAGAGCUAUUCUAAUCUUGAGCUUAUUUCAGUAGUCAGUACCUCAAAAAUAUAUUUUUACCUCAGUAGUGCUACUCAGGUCACAUGUUAGUUAAAU